Molecule: messenger RNA, 2049 nt
Organism: Daktulosphaira vitifoliae (grape phylloxera)
Lineage: Eukaryota; Metazoa; Arthropoda; Insecta; Hemiptera; Phylloxeridae
Product: WW domain-binding protein 4-like
Exons: 8
Coding region: 264-1967 (567 amino acids)
Cellular component (GO): cytoplasm; nucleus
Molecular function (GO): calmodulin-lysine N-methyltransferase activity; zinc ion binding; nucleic acid binding
Source: RefSeq, a predicted model, not a curated record
AAUUAUUCAAAAAUCAAAUUAUUGUUUGUAUUUUAAAUUCUAGCCGUAUGUGUGAAUGCUAUGGCUCAACUUCGUUUGUUACAUUUAAAAGUUUUGGCUUUUACGUGUAAAUUUAUUUAUGUUAUUUCAUAAUUAUGUGAAUUUUACUAUUAUUUCUAUCUAACAAACUUAAAUUAACACCAAAAAAUGACAAUUUCUGUGAUAAAUCUAGUCGAAAAACCAUUAAUAUUUAAGAAAAAUUAUGUUGUAUACAUUUAAUAAUAAUGAAUUCCAAAGAAAGAGCUCGUAAUAGAUGGAAACUUCUAGCAAAUACAGUUAGUAAAAAUAAUCAAGACAAUGUGAUUAUACCUAGUAUAAGCUAUAAUUUAUUUAAUGUUGAGUCCAUAAAUACAGAAUGGUACAAGUACUCUGCUUGUAUUCAAGGCAAAGAAUUUGCAGCAAAUAUCUGCCAAUUUUCUUUAAAUGUUACCCCUGAAAAACUCAUGGGCUUUAAUAAUACAGGAAAUGUAAAAAUCUGGCCAUCUGAAGAAAUAUUAGCUUAUUAUGUGUUAUCAAAUUUGGAUUUAUUUCGUAAUAAAAGUAUUAUAGAACUGGGUGGUGGUAUGAGUUGUUUAGCUGGCAUAAUGGCAGCUCUGUAUGGCCAAUGUAAUGAUGUUCACUUGACUGAUGGAAAUAUAAAUUCUGUUUACAACGUCAACCGUAUACUUGAAAAAAAUGUAUUUACUUCAAAUGUAUCAUGUUCGGUUUUAAAAUGGAAUCAAAAACCUGCAAGCAUUCGUCGUUAUGAUGUGGUGUUAGCAGCUGAUUGUCUGUUUUUUGAUGAGGCAAGAGAUGAUCUGGUCCGUACUAUAUCAUCCAUUUUAGCUUAUGGUGGUACAGCACUAGUUGCAGCUCCAAAACGUGGAAAUACAUUAUAUGAGUUCAUAGAAAUGGCUCAACAAGAAGAGUUGCACUGUGUUGUACAACAAAACUACAAUACUAUAGUAUGGGAACGUCAUUCCAAACAGGUUUUAUACAAUAAAAUGACAGAAUUUUGGAAAUCGACCGGUAAAAAGUACUGCGAUUUCUGUAAGUGUUGGAUUGCGGAUAAUAAGCCUAGCAUCCAAUUUCACGAAAAUGGGAAACGUCACCAGAAUAGUGUGGCUAAGAAGUUGGUCGAUAUUAAAAAGAAUAGCGCAAUUCAAAGAAAAGAAGAGCAAAGUCUUGAAAUGGAUAUGAAACGAAUGGAACAGGGAGCUAUGAAAGCAUAUUAUAAUGAUAUCCAAAAUAACCCUGAUUACUCUUCGCAAGUUCUUAUCAAAGAACGUGGCAUAACAAUACGUCCAACACCUUAUAUAGCGACACAAUCCAGUGGACCCGUAAACAUAAGUUACUCUAAAACUAAUCCAUCUAUGCCGAUAUCCAUUAAAGCUGUGGCGCCUCCUAAGCCUACAUAUGUCUGGCAUGAGUCUAGAACGGAAGAUGGCUCAAUGAUGUAUUAUUGGAAUACCGAAACUGGUGAAUCAGUUUGGGAACCUCCAGCCGAAGGAUUUUUAAGUGUAGUUGAACAAGAAGCUGAAGAACAGCGCAAGAAAAAUAAAAAUAAAAAAACACCCAAUGGCCCAAAAGUUAAAAAAAAGAAAACUGAGGGUGAAAUACAAGGCGGUGAAGAAGAAGAUAUAGAAGAAUCGGCUGAACCCGUUCGAGGUGAAUUCGAACCUUUUAUGGCAGAAACCACUCGCAUAGGGUCGUGGAAAGCAGUAGAACAGCCCAAGCCACUGCCAGUAAUUGAUCUUCAAUUACCAGAACAGGAGUUUGUAGCAGUUAAAGUACCUAGUAUCAAAGAAAAAGAGUACACUUUUAAGGAAAAAGUCGUCGGUAACAUAAGUGUUACUGAUAGUAGCAACAAAAGUUCAGCCGAGCCUAUUUCCUUCAAAAAAGCUAAAUUUAAGAAAUCUAAUUGUCGCAAACGUUUGGACAAUGAUUAAUUAUAAAAGUAUUCUAUACUUUAAUUUUAUGUAAAUACUGACGAAAAUUAGACACUUUUCUCAAUUAAAUAUAAUUUUCUAA